AUGAGUACAGAACUACCGUAUGCCGCAGAUGCAGAGGUCUCGCUCUCCUACGACGAGCUCGAGGUCCUCCGCAUACAGUUCCAGAAGGAGGUCGCGCAGUCGCACGUCACCGUGCAGACCAAGUUCAACUAUGCGUGGGGGCUCGUCAAGAGCCCCGUGCACGACCACCAGGUCGAGGGGGUGCGGCUCCUCCAAGAUAUCUACCGUACGGAGCCGUCGAGACGAAGAGAAUGCCUAUAUUACCUUGCACUGGGGCACUACAAGAUGGGCAAUUAUGAGGAGGCGCGGAAAUUCAACUCGCUGCUGAUGGAGAAGGAGCCAACAAAUCUGCAAGCUCAGAGCCUUGCGAUGCUGAUCGACAAGCGCGUCGCCCGAGACGGAUACAUUGGAAUGGCCAUUGCCGGCGGGGUGGCCGCCCUCGGUACGCUCCUCGUGGCGUCGCUGGUUCGGCGAUCCUCCCGCCACUGA
Messenger RNA from Sparassis crispa, 468 nucleotides. Its product is annotated as Mitochondrial fission 1 protein. The record is from RefSeq and is a predicted model, not a curated record. Bases 1 to 468 code for a protein of 155 amino acids. Gene Ontology annotation, molecular function: protein binding. Gene Ontology annotation, biological process: peroxisome fission; mitochondrial fission; autophagy of mitochondrion. Gene Ontology annotation, cellular component: peroxisomal membrane; mitochondrial outer membrane. The transcript is spliced from 5 exons. Lineage: Eukaryota; Fungi; Basidiomycota; Agaricomycetes; Polyporales; Sparassidaceae.